AUGGAAAGCCCAGGUUUUUCAAGUGAAUCAAGCUAUGAUCCUGAAAUCGUGAUGCCAAUAGCAAUCAAACCAGUCACUCAUUUUCUUCUCGUCCCUGCUUCUCAGUUUAUAAUGAACCCUGAUAACACCUAUCUUGGAAGCUUAACCAAAUCAGAAAGGGCAAGCAAGGUAAAGCGUUACCUUGAUAAGAAACACUCCAGAGUCUAUGACAAAAAGGUCAGGUAUCAAAGCCGCAAAGAAUCUGCUGACAAGCGCGUAAGAGUCUGCGGCCGAUUUGUGAAACAAGAAGUCCCAUCCAGAAGCAGCACUGAGGACGAAAUAAGCAUGGCUUGCUUUAAAAUUGAUAGCGAUCCAGCCGUUGAUGAAAAUUCAAUGGCAGCGCUUUAA
This is a messenger RNA of Blepharisma stoltei, 387 nucleotides long. NCBI's taxonomy places the organism in Eukaryota, Ciliophora, Heterotrichea, Heterotrichida, Blepharismidae. The record is from the annotation of a GenBank genome assembly.